Molecule: messenger RNA, 1343 nt
Organism: Frankliniella occidentalis (western flower thrips)
Lineage: Eukaryota; Metazoa; Arthropoda; Insecta; Thysanoptera; Thripidae
Product: catechol O-methyltransferase-like
Exons: 5
Coding region: 470-1150 (226 amino acids)
Molecular function (GO): O-methyltransferase activity; S-adenosylmethionine-dependent methyltransferase activity
Source: RefSeq, a predicted model, not a curated record
GGCCGGUACCCUCCCUGGUGGGGCGCGUCGCGAACGUUGGGAGCUGCUGAAUUUGAAUGUGCGACUGUGCCAGAGAUGGUACCCGAGGGGUCAACAACUUCGUAUAUUCAGUGUAGAAGCUUGCGGUAAUCGGUUCGAUAAUCAACAAUAUUCGUCCAUAUUCAACAAUAUUUCUCCUGUAUUCAAGUAAUAUUCAACUAUUCGUGUAUUCACUGUGCGUGAAACCUUAAGGUUGCUGACCCCUCAAUGGUACCAGCCGGUCGCUCCGACCGAUAAUCCGGACUCGCCCGGGACGUACAGGACGAGCGCGACAAGGGCGUGGAUAGCCUGACGUCAUCAGCCGCAGGCCGCAGGCGAGUUUCCGGGGCGAGCCGGCUCAGUGUAAGACAGUUGCCCGUCUGGACUGGACCGUGGACCGGUGUACCAUUCCAUUUUGUGCCAUCCGAUUUUAAGAAAUUUGGAGUAAAGAAUGGACGAUAAAACGUCUCCGGUGGGGAGGCUGUUGGAGCUCGAGGACUACAGCCAGCGCACGUUCAGGCCCGCGGACGCCGUGCUGCAGGAGGUGGUGCAGCGCGCGAGCCGUCACAACAUGCCCAGCCAACACGUGGACAGGUUGGACGGUCUCACCAUGGAGGUGAUCAUCAGGAUGGCGGGCUACAAGAAGAUGGUGGAGGUUGGCGCAUUGGCGGGCUACUCCGGCAUUCUAAUCGCGCGAGCCCUCGGGCCCGGCGGCCACCUGCACUCCGUCGAGUACAACCCCGACUUCGCCGAGGUGGCGAUGGAGUCCUUCCGAAAGGCCGGUCUCGACGACAGAGUCACGGUGCACGUCGGCCGGGCCGCCGAGGUGCUGGAGCAGCUCACGGAACUGGGCCCGUUCGACGGCAUCUUCAUCGACGCCGACAAGGACAACUAUCCCGUGUAUCUGGACUGGGCCGAGAAGAACAUUCGUGUCGGCGGGGCUAUUUUUGGCGACAACGCCUUCGGAUUCGGCCACGUGUGGCGGAACCUGGACACCAUACACGACCACCAUCUGAAGUCGGCCAUCGCCGGGCUGCAGACCUUCAAUGCGCGCCUCGCGAACAACCCCAACUUUCGCGCCACCAUCCUGCCCACCGACCAGGGCCUGACCAUGGCCGUGCGGCUAAAGUGAGCGACGGCUGUACCAAAACUAAAAGUGGUUGCUGUAACGAUAUUGUGAACGUGGACGUCAUCAAAAGUUAGGGAAAAGACCAGGAAAGGAGAUUUCAAAAUUUCAACUAAAUGAAAAUUUAUCGUAAAGAUAAUGAUCUGGUUUUACAACGAAACAAAUGUAAAGCAAAAAAAUAAAAAUGUAGAGUAUGAAA